Debaryomyces fabryi is the source of this 570-nucleotide messenger RNA. RefSeq lists its product as uncharacterized. The transcript has a single exon. Lineage: Eukaryota; Fungi; Ascomycota; Pichiomycetes; Serinales; Debaryomycetaceae. The coding region runs from base 1 to 570 and encodes 189 amino acids. The record is from RefSeq and is a predicted model, not a curated record.
AUGAGAUUCUUAAGCAUCACACAGCUAUUAAUUCUAGCCUCAACCUUUUUGACAAUUAGUUCAAGUGCUAUCUCAAGAGAUGAGUUCAAUGAUAAGACUAUUCAGAAACGUGAUUUCCCAAAGCAUGAUCUAGCACAAACCUUUCAAAAUGUAUGGAAUUCAGGUCUACCAGUCAGACAAAUGACUUUAUGGGGUGCUUUCACUUAUUAUGGAAGUAAAUCGACUUUUGGUCUCAUUGACCAAUGCAACCUAUGUAUUGCUAAUCAUCAAGACCCCCCAGGCACAAAUUGUCAGGACAGUCUUGAAGGCUUAGCCAGGAACUUAGCUGCAACUGUGAUGGCUGGUAUUGGCAUUGCUUACACUAAUGGCUGGUUGGGAAAAAGAGAAGACUUUUACUUGCGAGCAAUAUUGAUGGUAUUACUAACCUUCUUGCUAGUCAUGAUAUCAAUGUUACUCAUAAUGAGAUUGCUGACAAUAACGCUAAUGAUAACUAUAAUUACCAUUUAUUGGCUAAUAAUAAUGAAUCAGAAUAUUGCUAGUAAUGAAACACGCUCUAUAUCAGUACAAUAA